This is a messenger RNA of Microthlaspi erraticum, 1578 nucleotides long. The record is from the annotation of a GenBank genome assembly. NCBI's taxonomy places the organism in Eukaryota, Viridiplantae, Streptophyta, Magnoliopsida, Brassicales, Brassicaceae.
AUGGAUAGGAUCAGUAAUCUGUCGGAUGAUUUGCUCCUGAAGAUUGUUUCAUCACUUCCUACAAAAGAUGUAGUCGCCACAAUGAUCUUGUCGAAAAGAUGGAGGUUUCUUUGGACGAUGCUUCCAAAGCUUGAUUUUGAUUAUGGUUCGGAACGGGACCCUUCCCAGUAUAGAAAAUACAUCAAGUAUGUGGACAGAUCAUUGGUAUUGAACAGAGCUCCGGUUCUAGAAACUUUGAAGUUCAAAGUUGGUCCUUGUUGCAGCUCUGAAGAUUUGGCGACAUGGAUCAGAAUGGGAAUGGUUCGCGAAGUGCGUGAAAUUGAAACUUUUGAUACAAACUGUUAUCAUAGAUCAAUCGAGUUACCAAAGACUCUCUAUACUUAUGAGAAGCUCGAGGUCUUGAAACUAGCCGCGUCGAUGACUCUUGAUGUUCCUAGCGACGUUUGUUUUCCGUCCUUGAAAACAUUGCACCUUAUAUGUGUAGAGCACAAAACCGAAGAAUCUCACCGUAUGCUUUUAUCAGGCUGCCCUGUUCUUGAGGAGUUGGUGUUGGACAAAACGUAUAACUGUGACAAUUCGCAAUCUCUCUACGUUGAAGUUCCUAGCUUACAAAGAUUAUCUAUACUUGAUACAUAUACCGAAGGCGAUGAUCCCCUUUAUGAGAUUGUGAUCAGUGCCCCGUCUUUGAAGUAUUUGAACUUUGUGGAUCUCUGCGGUGAUUUGUGUUUGUGUGAGAAUAUGCCUGAGGUGGUUGAGGCAAUUGUUAACGUUGAUUACCAAAGUCCCGAGAAGCUGCUGGAAUCUCUUCCAUCAGUCAAGCGCCUCAGCUUAUGUUUCUCCGCUUUAAUGCUUCAUCACCGCAUUGGAUUUGAUCAUCUUCUUCAUUUGGAGCUAUGCGCAAGUGCCUCAGGGUGGUGGGAUCUGCUUACUUGGAUGCUUGAAACUUCUCCUAAACUACAACUUCUCAAGCUCUGCUCGUGCAAGGAACACCCUUGGUCCACGGAAGGUUUUACUACUGACGUAAAGCCCAUUAAAGGUCAUUGGAGAAGACCAAGUUCAGUUCCUGAAUGUUUGAUGUUUCAUUUACACACUUUCAAGUGGAAACAUUACAAUCUGAGAGACAAAGAGAAGGAAAUUGUGGCGUACAUCUUGAAGAACGCAAGACAGUUAAAGACUGUAUAUAUCUCCGAGGAGCGAUCCAAGAAACUCAAAGAGUUGGUUUCUCUGCCUAGAGCUUCAAGCUCAUUGACGGGAUCGAUCGAGCUGGUGCAGUGUAACGGGAUCGAUCGAGCUACUGUUGCAGUGACGGGAUCGAUCGAGCUACUGUGCAGUGACGGGAUCGAUCGAGCUGGUGCUGCAGUAACGGGAUCGAUCGAGCUACUGUGCAGUGACGGGAUCGAUCGAGCUACUGUUGCAGUGACGGGAUCGAUCGUACUGCAACAGCUACUGCAGUGGCAGAGCUCGUACCGGUACAGGUCGCCUUACUUUAGCUCUCCCUUCCUUGCCAUGCGUCAUGCUUUAUCGUUGAACUCGACGGGAAGUAUUCCGACCCCAACAAUGAUGUCCUUGAGAGUUUGA